AUGGACCCCAACGCCAAAGUGAAGAAAGGAGCCGGAGGGAGGAAAGGCGGUGGCCCGAAGAAGAAGCCCGUUUCGAGAUCCGUCAAGGCUGGCCUCCAGUUCCCGGUCGGCAGGAUCGGGCGGUUUCUGAAGAAGGGACGCUAUGCUCAGCGCGUGGGCACAGGCGCGCCGGUUUACAUGGCCGCCGUGCUUGAGUACCUCGCCGCCGAGGUGCUUGAGCUUGCUGGAAAUGCUGCAAGGGACAACAAGAGGAACAGGAUCAUCCCAAGGCACUUGCUGUUGGCCGUGAGGAACGACGAGGAGCUCGGGAAGCUUUUGGCCGGAGUCACGAUUGCCAACGGCGGAGUUAUCCCCAACAUCAACCCUGUUCUCCUGCCGAAGAAGACUGAGAAGGCUGCAGAGGCCGGAAAAUCACCCAAGAAGGCAACCAAGCGCUUCCCUCUCUCUUUCAUCCUUCCUCAUUUAUUAGAUCCCUCUUUCAUCCCUCACCGGCGAUCUGGUUUGCUUCGCUUUGAUACAAGGAAAAAGAGCGCAGAGCAAAGCAAAUCGAUGGCAGCCCCUCCCGCCCGAGCUCGAGCUGAUUACGAUUAUCUGAUCAAACUUCUUUUGAUAGGGGACAGCGGUGUGGGUAAGAGUUGCCUUCUUUUACGAUUUUCAGAUGGAUCCUUCACCACCAGUUUUAUUACUACCAUUGGGAUUGAUUUCAAGAUAAGAACCGUAGAGCUUGACGGGAAGAGAAUUAAACUACAGAUCUGGGAUACUGCUGGACAAGAGCGAUUCCGGACAAUCACAACUGCUUACUACCGGGGAGCAAUGGGUAUAUUACUAGUGUAUGAUGUCACUGACGAGUCAUCUUUCAACAACAUUAGGAAUUGGAUCAGAAACAUCGAACAGCAUGCCUCUGACAAUGUCAACAAGAUAUUGGUCGGCAACAAGGCCGACAUGGAUGAAAGCAAAAGGGCUGUUCCCACAUCAAAGGGCCAAGCGCUAGCAGAUGAAUACGGAAUCAAAUUCUUCGAGACAAGUGCCAAGACAAACAUGAACGUGGAGGAGGUUUUCUUCUCAAUCGCCAAGGACAUAAAGCAAAGGCUUGCCGAAACUGACUCAAAGGCCGAGCCUCAAACUAUAAGAAUUGCCCAAAACGACCAGUCAGGAGGGGCUGCCCAAGCUGCCAAAGGAUCAGCUUGCUGUGUCGGGCUCCUGAACAUCAUCACGCUCGUCCUCUCGAUCCCGAUCACCGGCGGUGGGAUAUGGCUUUCCCUGGUGGCCAACACCGAGUGCGAGCGGUUCCUCGACCGGUCGGUCAUCAGCGAUAGCCUGGCUCCUCGUGUCCAUGGUCGAACUCAUCGCAGGGUUUCGUGGCUCCUAUGGGUGUACCUGCAGUGCUGGUUAAGUGGUGGACAGAUGUGGGUGGACUUGCGGUGGCGACACGGUGGUGGGUGGCUUGUGGGGUUCACUCACCGCUCACCGCGCAUUAUAGCACCGAUGCCCAAUCUCUUUUUCAAUUUCACGGCCCUUGUCAUAAUUCCACCCACCCACCCCGCUACUAUCGUGCGCCGCCCCAUCACCAUAGCCACCCCCCACCCACUAGGCCACCCACCCUCAGGCCACCACAGCUAG
Striga hermonthica is the source of this 1620-nucleotide messenger RNA. Lineage: Eukaryota; Viridiplantae; Streptophyta; Magnoliopsida; Lamiales; Orobanchaceae. The record is from the annotation of a GenBank genome assembly.